AUGCCAGUGCGAGUAGGCAGACGUAUUCGCCAGCUCAUCUUGCAAUCACGUCGUGCACAACAACAGGUCCCGCCAACCACGCAGCCGCUUUGUCUUCGAUGCACCACGUCAAGCAAGGCUGCCAAUCUACCGCCCGAACCUCUGGAUCUAGGAUUUCGACGAAAGUCGGAGGAAGAACAACUCCCCCGCCCACCACUAUCUCCAGAAGACCAAACUAUCCGUCAGCGUAUAAUAUCACUGUUCUCUGCGCCAAACAAUGUCGAAACCGAGCGGAAGCUCGUAGAAUUACGCAACACUCCACUGGCAUCUCCCAAACUCGUAUGCCUUCUCGCCGAAGCACUCGUGCAUCACGCGUACAUUCUCGAUGCUCUCGAAACUAUCAACCAAUCGAGGAAAAAUGGCAUGCAUAUCCCGCCCAGAUUGUACGAAUCAAUCGUAUUCCGUUUUGCACAAAGGGAUCGUUGGGCCGAAAUCCUCAACCUCCUAGAGCCUCUCCAAAGCCUCUCUCCUUCCGGUUCCAGGGAAACCGACCACACGAUCACGACACGACUUUGCGAGUGGCGCGUGCGAGCAUGUGCAGAGCUCGGGGAUUUUGCCGGGAUGGAACGGGCAUUGGGUAUGUUUCCCCACGGUAUCCCCCUACGCGCAUGGAAGGUUGCAGAGCGAGCUUGUUUGAAGAACUCGGAUCCCAGGAUGGCAGCGAGAAUACAGGAAGUGCUCAGGCUCGACAAGAAGCACAAAGUCAAAGGCAAAAAGGCCGUUGGCGCGGGAGAGAGAGACGAACUUCGACUAGGAGAAGUGGCUCAAAUACUCAUUGGCCAUUUCCAGGCCCAGGAUGUCGCUUUGCAUGAUGCCCUCACGUCUACACAAAUCGUACGGACCCAAACGAAUGGCCGGGACCAUCCCACCUAUUUAAUCACGAAACGUUCCUCAUCAAACACCCCCCAUUCUCCUGAUCUGUGUCAUUCAUUUACUCCCGAUUCAUGGUUAGCUACCCGAUGUGUACUCCAGUUAGUCCAGAGCAAUCGAGUCACCGAAGCAGCAGCUGUGGUCGCCGCUAUGUGCAAGAAGAUGUCCUCAGUAAACGGUGCUUCGCCUUCGCAACCCUGUUCCAGUACUUCGACACACGAAACCGCGCCUCUCAGUCUUUCCGAGAUUUUCGCUUCUGUCUAUCCUGAUAUUCAUGUGUUCAACGCACUUAUCAAGGGCGUUUUGAAUAUCCGAGGAUUGAGCGGCAUGCUCGCACUUUUGGAGAUUAUGCAUGAUAUACAAGUCAAGCCCGAUGCUCUCACGGCAACAUUACUUUUACGAUACCUCGAUCGACAACGAGCGUGGAGUCCUGGCCGAUUAAUCGAUACACUCGUUGAUUUGACUUCUCCAAUAUCCUACGACUAUGACAAUGACCCUGCCGUUCCUCCCAAACCCCAGCCAGUCCCCGUUUCCAUACAACACACAAACGUGCUACUUAGCUCAAUCCUCAACACAGAACGUAACGCGACUCUAGGAGGAGGAUGGAAAGCGUCAGCUGCGUUUCUCAAGUACCAUAAUCGCCCUAUAGAUCGUCGGCCCCCCUCCGGCUCCCGCCUCACAUCCUCACCCAGCGAUGUUGAUCCUCCUACCGCCGGUUUGAAGUUUCAAGCUCGUGCUGAGAGCUUGAAACCAAUAUUAGACGCUCUCCGAGCUCGAGGAGUUCGCAACGACUCCAUGGCUUAUGCUCUUCGUGCUCAACGGGACGGUGUCGUACGAUUAGACCCGGAGGCUGGACGCAAGGUCCUCCAACGCGCAGAUAUACCUUUGGGAGAUUAUCACUACGCAGCACUAAUGGCGGGACUCGUCGAAUGCGGCUACAUGGAUUCGGCCAAGGCUGUCAUGAAAUCUGCACACGAGAGUGGGUUUGGCGCUGGAUCGCCGGUGAUGCACACGAUCCUCAUAACUGGGUAUGGUCGAAUGGGUCUCCCUCGCCAGGCCGAACGAGUUUUCAAGCAGAUGCUUUUGGCAAAAGUAAAGGCCGAUGCGAUCGCUGUCGAUGCGCUGGCUGGUGCAUGGUUCAUUGCGGGAGAGUACCAGCGAGCCCGUCAAACAGUGCUGCGAUAUUGGCCUGGGGAUGGGGAACUUCCGUUCAGAGAGGAUACUCCCUUGAAGAAGAUGAUUACGGAGCUAAGAAAGUUACGGCCUGUUUCCAAAGUUCGACGGAAACACACACAGGUGUCUGCGGGCGAAGAUGCGUACGUUGGUCCAAUCGUUCAAGCCAUUAAAGCUCCGGACAAGACUUUACCAUUGACUUCGAAUAUUGCUGCUGGGGAGAGGAAGGAUGGUAAUGGCUCAAACUCGCGGCGGUAUUCAUCCGUAGCUGGAGUCGGUUUACAGCUUGAUGCCGUCGAUUGGAUGAAAUCGAGGACCCCCGUCGGAACGGCGCCCGAUUUAGCUGAAUGCAACGAGCAGGGAAAGCAGAAGCCGAGGGCUAGAAUUCGCAUGAUGUUAUCUUCGUCACAAAAUGGAUAG
Molecule: messenger RNA, 2502 nt
Organism: Rhizoctonia solani
Lineage: Eukaryota; Fungi; Basidiomycota; Agaricomycetes; Cantharellales; Ceratobasidiaceae
Product: pentatricopeptide repeat-containing protein 5, mitochondrial
Exons: 1
Coding region: 1-2502 (833 amino acids)
Molecular function (GO): protein binding
Source: RefSeq, a predicted model, not a curated record